GAAGGGGAGGGGGGGGAGAGGGAAAGGAAGAAGGAAAGGAAAGAGAAUGCGAGGGGGAGGGGGAGGGACGGGAAACCGGACAGUGGGGAGGGGCUCUGGUCAGUAUAAUAAGUGACUCCAGCCGUCCCGGGACCCUGAGUCGGAGGAAGGAGGAGGAAAGGAGAAAGAGAAAAAGGAGGAGAAGGGGAAGAAGAGGGGCGGGGCUGCAAACCACUUCUCUCCAAGUUUGCCGAGGCGGCUCUAACUGAGCGCCCGCCCUGCGUUGGAAGCUGGGCUCGGGACAGGAUUCUGUGACAGCUGAAAAAUGGACACUGAAGACAAAGAGGACGGCUCCCCCAGAGCUAUGUCCAGGUUCCUGAGGCACUUCACGGUGGUUGGCGACGACCAUUACAAGUGGAACACCAGGUAUAAGAAAUGGGACAACGAGGAAGAGGAGGAUGAGCAGCCACAGAUGCCGGCGGCCCCGGCGCCGACGUCCCUGGCUCCUGGGGCUGAGAGCGGCGCCACCAGUGUUCCAGAGGAGGCCGGCAGCCCUCCAAAGGCCCCCCCGGACUUCAGGACUGUGAUGAGAAAGCUCUUCAGUUCCCACAGGUUUCAGGUCAUCAUCAUUUGCCUGGUCAUUAUGGAUGCCUUGCUGGUGCUUGCUGAAUUGAUGUUAGAUUUGAAAAUCAUCCAGCCUGACAAGGACAAUUAUGCCGCCAGGGUGUUCCACUAUCUCAGUAUUGCCAUCCUGAGCUUCUUCAUGAUAGAAGUUGCAUUAAAAUUAUAUGUCUUCCAAAAGGAAUUCUUCUACCAUAAAUUUGAGAUUCUGGAUGCCGUUAUUGUGAUUAUCUCCUUUGUCCUGGACAUUGUCCUUCUGUUCCAAGAGCAUGCCUUCGAAGCCCUCGGCUUAUUGAUCCUCCUCCGACUUUGGCGGGUGGCCAGGAUUAUCAACGGCAUAAUUAUUUCAGUCAAGACACGCUCUGAACGACAACUCUCAAGGCUGAGACUGAUUAAUCAUCAACUGGCCACAAAAAUUCAGCAUCUUGAAUUUAGCUGCAAUGAAAAGGAACAAGAAAUUGAAAGACUUAACAAACUCCUGAAAGAUAAUGGACUUCUUGAGUAGCUGAACCAUGCAAUAUUUGCCUAAUCACAUGGAGAAGAAACUUAUUUGACAGAAUGGCCUUUUGUGUCAGUGAAACACCCUGGGUAUCUCCAGAAUAAUUUCUGGAAAUUACCUGAAGCCUUCACUUAACUUGUUCUCAGGUCUGAUUAUGUCCAGAUAUUACAUCAUUUCUUCUAAGAGCUAUCUUUUUUCCUUGAUGUGAUAAGAGACUUUCCUUGGUAACAAAUGUUUCAUAAGCUACAUUUCCUCAUUUUCCCAACGCUAACUUUGCUACAUAAAAUUUAAUUUUGCCAAAUAUAUGCUUUCAAAUUUGUUUCCCCUUUAUUUCAACCCUGGAUUCUCUAGUUGUGGACAUUCUGAAGGACAAAAGCAAUAAACAAAUUUUUCUUAGACUCCA
Messenger RNA from Sarcophilus harrisii (Tasmanian devil), 1502 nucleotides. It is a transcript of the gene HVCN1, whose product is annotated as hydrogen voltage gated channel 1. Gene Ontology annotation, molecular function: voltage-gated proton channel activity. Gene Ontology annotation, cellular component: plasma membrane. Bases 305 to 1105 code for a protein of 266 amino acids. The transcript is spliced from 7 exons. Gene Ontology annotation, biological process: proton transmembrane transport. The record is from RefSeq and is a predicted model, not a curated record. Lineage: Eukaryota; Metazoa; Chordata; Mammalia; Dasyuromorphia; Dasyuridae.